Alligator mississippiensis (American alligator) is the source of this 2974-nucleotide messenger RNA. It is a transcript of the gene ESAM, whose product is annotated as endothelial cell adhesion molecule. Bases 85 to 1374 code for a protein of 429 amino acids. Gene Ontology annotation, molecular function: cell-cell adhesion mediator activity. The record is from RefSeq and is a predicted model, not a curated record. Lineage: Eukaryota; Metazoa; Chordata; Crocodylia; Alligatoridae. Gene Ontology annotation, biological process: homophilic cell-cell adhesion. Gene Ontology annotation, cellular component: adherens junction; plasma membrane. The transcript has 7 exons.
GGCCCAGCCCGGUCCCGCCCCGCCCCCACCUGCGCCGCCCGCCCGCUUCCCGGCACCUGCUGCGCGCUGCUCGGCGGGACCGCGAUGGAGCCGCUGCUGCUCGCGGCGCUGGCCGCGCUGCUGGGUCUCUCAUCAGCACUGCUGGAAAUGCAUGUAGGAAACGUCUCUGUCUCUUCAGUUCGAGGGCAGCAAGUGGUGCUGCCAGUCUGGUAUAAGAGCAGCUCUCAGAAGAAACCCUAUAUCUUAUGGGUCUUCGAAAGACCUGGAGCCAGUCGAUUGCAGAUAUUGACAUAUAUUAAUGGAAUUAUAAAAGUGGAAGAUACAUCCCUGAAGCAUCGGAUUGGUUUUGUGCACCCCGUGCCACACUUUAAUGUUUCCAUUUUUAUCAACAAUACCCAGGAGGUAGAUUCUGGCCAGUACGUGUGCACAGUCAAUGUGGAGGAUGAUAGCGCCAUCGAUGGGAAAAAUAUUGGACUCCUCAAUCUUACAGUUUUGGUUCCUCCAUCUGCUCCGACAUGCCAGAUCCAUGGGAGCCCCUACGUCGGGGGCAACAUCACCAUGAGCUGCAAGUCGCCCUACGGCAAACCUAUCCCCAAGUACCGAUGGGAACGCACUGCACCCACAGCCCAGCACUUCAUCGAGCCAUUUCAGGACCCCAUAAGUGGGAACCUCAUGUUGAAAAAUCUUUCAAGAGAGAUGUCUGGAACGUACGUCUGCACAGCAAAAAACAAUGCUGGUAUCUCCAAGUGCAACAUAACCCUGGAGGUGAAUUCAUACAACAAUGCAGCUGUGAUCGCUGGAGCUGUCGUGGGGUGUCUCAUUGGAAUUGGCUUAAUCACCGUGUGCAUUCUGCAAUUUUUCGUGUGCCGAAAGAAAAAGAAAAAUACACAGGAGGAAAUGGCCAAUGAGAUCAAGGAAGAUGCUGUUGCUCCAAAGACACUUUCUUGGGCUAAAGGUUCUGGUUCAGACACUGUCUCCAAAAAUGGUACCUUGUCUUCAGUGAACACAACUCGGGACCACAAAUUGUACAUGUCCAAGCCUGUCUCAGACACAGCCUCCAUCAUCACUGCUGCUGGCAGCACUGUGGGCUACAAGCCCCAGUACACCACCCUAAGGAGUGGAACUCUAACACCCACUCCCAGCUUAUCCAGCCAGUCCCUGCCUCUCUAUUUCCCCCCUGUGAUGAAUGGCAACCAUUACCAGAACACUGUGCCAAGCAACAGAAAUGCUCUCCACAGGACAAAUGGACCUCAGCUACAGCCCCCCCAGCAAGAACCUGCUGUGCCUCAAGGGCUCACCACCUCCACCCUUGCCAGAAUGGGUGCAGUGCCAGUCAUGGUACCGGCCCAGAGUCACGCAGGGUCACUGGUGUAAGCAUCCAACAGCUGUGCACCCUCUGUACAGAGAAAAGGGUCUGCAAGUGGCCAUUUAUCCUUACCAAAGUGAACAGUUGGGAAACAGAAGGGCAAAGCCACUUGCUUCCUGCUCCAUGCUCAUGCAUAUAUGAGGUGUGUGACGGGAGCAGUUUACAUGGCAUUUGUGUACAGAAAUUCCCAAGGAACAGGCUGCCUUAGACACCCUCUGGACACAGCAAAUUCUCCUGCAGCCUCACACACAGCACUCCUCUCCCCAAAAACUCUUCCCCACCCCCUGCUCCCUCCCUAUGCUAUUGCCUUAGCACUAGGGCCCACCUGCUUCCCUCCUCUGGUGGGAGAGUUUAUUUAUUGAAGAAAUAUGGCUGGUAUGCGUGUGGUUAUUUCCCCUGCUUUGGGCAGCAGCUCUUUUGGCUUUUUGGCAAAGGCUGUGACCAAAGGGCUUGAAAAAUGCUCUUGAUAGUGCUGAGAAUUUGGGAGCUGCUUGGCCAAUAGCCACCAUGGUAUCCAAGCUUCAGUUUCAGCCUUUGUGAACUCCAAGAUAUGACCCCUCCUCCCCAUGGUGCCAUUUUGUCUGUUAUAGGAGCAUUUACCCACUGCUAGCAAAUUGUGCUCACACCCGGUGCAGAGAGCAGGCUUGUCGUGAGUGGAGUUGGGCCCAAGUGGAGCUUCUGGCUAGGAAGGAACCUGUCCAAGCCUGGCUCUGAGCAGCCAUACAGUGCUGGGAGUCUGUUUGCUGGGGGAGAAGCAUUAUAGUACAGAUUCCCCUAUAGUACAGUCUUCAUCCCCAUCACUAACCAGAUUAAGGCACUGGGCCUAACUGCAUCAUGCCUGCUAGCUAGAGCUGUUAUGAAGGGGUAUCACUGUGAUAGUGUCUGGUGAUGGUAGCUGCCAUGAAUCCCACCCUCUGCCUGGUAAAGCUGGAGAACACCCCUUCUCUUCACCCAUGUACCCCCAAUUGCUUGUAUACUCUAGCAGCUUUAGGUCUCUGGCUAGCAGGGGUCACACUUUCCUCUCUCAUCUCUCACUAUCUGAAUCCCCCAGUCUGUGUCCCCUGCCCCAAUACCUGAUGCAGGCAGCAGCAGCUCACCUGGGACUUGUACACUCCUUCCUCAACACUGUGGAGAGCUGCACUUUGCAAAGAGCCCAAGCCCCCAACAACCAAAGUUGUACCCUGCCUGAGGGGAACAAGGCCUCUAUGUCUUCCCACCAGGAGAGGGUCAUGAACUUGUGCUACUAACCCAAGCAAAACGUUCUAGAGUAACCUUGUAGUCUAACAGUCUAACCAUUGUUCUUUUAAGGACACCUUCAGCAUUUUGAUUCAUAUUAUGCUAAUGAUUAUAUUUGUUUAUUUAAUGGACUCCUUAAACCUUGUGUAUUUUGCUUUUUUGGGUAGGAAAUAAUUUUAUCCCCAUAGCUACUAACUGCUCUUCCCACCCUGUCUCUCUCUGGUUGUUGUUGUGCUGGCUAUUUUUAGAUGUCAGCCAGAUCCUUCUGCUGGGUGGGAUGGGGAAGGCGCUGAGAGAUUAUUUUUAUGUACAAUUUUAAAAUGUAAUAUUUUUCAUAAAUGGUCAUUAAAAUAUUUGGUUUUUAUAUUUAAA